Messenger RNA from Lotus japonicus, 1274 nucleotides. Its product is annotated as probable U3 small nucleolar RNA-associated protein 11. Gene Ontology annotation, cellular component: nucleolus; small-subunit processome. The coding region runs from base 222 to 911 and encodes 229 amino acids. Gene Ontology annotation, biological process: rRNA processing. The record is from RefSeq and is a predicted model, not a curated record. The transcript is spliced from 9 exons. NCBI's taxonomy places the organism in Eukaryota, Viridiplantae, Streptophyta, Magnoliopsida, Fabales, Fabaceae.
UCAAAGCCAGUCAGUCCCCUAAACCCUGUUAUCGCUAUUCCCUCAAACUCGUUGGCCUCUGAAGCAGCUUCUUCUCUUCCGUAGACUCAAAACCCCAUCGGAAAGGCGCGAACGAUUUCCAUCCGCCCUCCACCACAGCCGGCGCCGAUUCCGAUUUCAAGACCAGAGCUGAUUAUUCCAAACAACAAAGUUAGUUUUCUAGUUUCUUUCUGUGGUACAACAUGUCAUCCCUAAGGAACGCCCUUCCCAGGCGUGCUCACAAAGAACGCGCUCAACCGUCGUCGAGGAAGAAAUUUGGCCACCUUGAGAAACACAAGGACUAUGUUGAACGUGCGAAAGCCUUCCACAAGAAAGAGGAGACAUUGCGGAUACUUAGGGAAAAAGCUGCAAACAGAAACCAAGAUGAGUUUUACUUUAAGAUGAUUAGAACCAGAACUGAAGAUGGAGUUCAUAGACCAGAGAGUGAAGCAAACAAGUAUACUCAGGAUGAACUUAUGUUGAUGAAGACACAAGAUUUAGGAUAUGUUCUUCAAAAGCUUCAGAGUGAGAGGAAGAAAAUUGAAAAGUUAGCUGCUUCUUUGCACUCCAUUGAUAAUCAGCCAACGAACAAGCAUAUCUUAUUUGCUGAAGACAGGGAAGAGGCUAAAGAGUUACAAUCACAAUAUUCAAGAAGUGAAAUUCCUCUUAUUUCUGACAAUAUUCAUACUAACAUUAAAAGGAAAAUAGAUCGGUCAUACAAAGAGUUGGAAGCAAGGAGGACUAGACUCAGCCAGCUACAGAAAAUGUACAUGGAUAUGUCAAUGAAGAAGGAGUUGCAGAAAAACGGUAGGAAGCGCAAACUACGCGAAGAUGAGAUUGUCUCUCCAACCACUGAGCCAGUUUACAAGUGGCGUGCUGAAAGAAAGCGUUAAAAAGAGAACUUUGAGCUGCUUCUUUAUUCUUCCUGACCUUUCACCAUAAGGCUGGCGACUGGAGCUCGAGAAUAUACGUAUUACUUGAAGUAGAACUGAAAAAAACUUGCAUGCCUAGCUGAUGAAGCAAAUUAAGUUGGAUCACUACUGAUGAAUUCCAUAUUAUGUAACACAAUUAUUUCACUCUGUUGAGUAUCCUUCCAUUUUCAAUGUCUGUCACUUGACUGUGUCUCAAACUCUCAAGUCUUAUGUUGUAUCAUGCAACUAUUGGUUUAGCAUGAGGCUGCUGCAAAUGCUCUAAACAUGCUUCCUACACAUUGACUAAUAUUAAUCUACGGCAUAGGCUGUGAUCGGUUUCAAAGA